Messenger RNA from Nothobranchius furzeri (turquoise killifish), 1416 nucleotides. RefSeq names its product olfactory receptor 4K3-like. Lineage: Eukaryota; Metazoa; Chordata; Actinopteri; Cyprinodontiformes; Nothobranchiidae. Gene Ontology annotation, biological process: detection of chemical stimulus involved in sensory perception of smell; G protein-coupled receptor signaling pathway. The record is from RefSeq and is a predicted model, not a curated record. Gene Ontology annotation, cellular component: membrane. Gene Ontology annotation, molecular function: G protein-coupled receptor activity; olfactory receptor activity; odorant binding.
UUGAUUUAGAAUAAAAAUAAGACCUUUAGCUUUUUUGUACUUACUGAGGGAAAUACCUUUAUUACCAACAACUUCAUGCACAAACAUUUAAAAGAGAAAAAGACCCCUCGCGGUAUGGGGAUGUUUCCAUCAGAUCUACAAAAUAUGGGCUCUAACACACAGAUGAUCAAUAGUUUGACGUGAUAAUUUCACACAAAAAGUGUGGAAACUGAGGCUCUGACAUGCUGUAAUCUAAUUGGUUGAAAAGUCAGAACACAUGACCUCCUUUCAUAGAAGAAGAAAUAAAAGCUGAAGUAAAAACAGUACAGCCAAAUGCCCACACCAUUCACUCAGCUAACAUGAAUGUCUCUGUUGUGACAUUUUUCUAUCUGUCUGAUUAUUAUGGAAUGAUGGAACUGAAGCCAUUAUACUUUUGCACUUUCCUGAUUUUAUACAUAACCAUCCUUACAGAGAAUGUGAUGCUGGUUGGAGUGAUUUUUCUGGAGAAAUCCCUGCAUGAACCAAUGUACGUGCUUCUGUGUAACCUAGCUGUGAACGAGCUGUUAGGCAGCACUGCUUUGCUCCCAGCUCUCCUCACCAACAUCCUGUCUCACACACACCAGGUCUCGGUGUUGUUUUGUCAGACGCAGGUCUUUGCGAUACACACUUAUGCCAUGAUUGAAUUCACUAUCCUGGCAGUGAUGAGUUACGACAGGUUUGUAGCCAUUUGUCAUCCCCUGUCUUAUCAUGCAAUGAUGUCUGAGAGAUUAGUGAAACUGGUUGUUUUUAUGUGGAUCUACCCGUGUGUGGCAUUUGGUUUUCUUUUUAUGUUCACUGUUCAGCUGCCGUAUUGUGGAAGAACCAUAGAAAAACUUUACUGUGUCAAUUACUUGCUUGUAAAGCUUGUAUGCACUGAUACGUUCAUCAUGAACAUUUUUGGUUUGUUAACUGUAGUUAUUUACGCAGUUCCACAGCUCGUCAUGAUCUUUUACUCAUACGGACACAUACUGAAAAUCUGCAUUCAGUCAUUCAGCGGGUCCAAGUUCAAGGCCCUGCGGACGUGCACUCCCCACAUCCUGGCUGUGAUUAACUACUCUAUCGGGUGCUUUUUUGAACUGGCACAGGGACGACUAGACAGCAGACACAUGUCUUACUCAGUAAAAAUGUUUAUGUCGCUGUACUUUUUGGUUUUCCCACCCCUCCUUAACGCUGUCAUUUAUGGUCUGAGCGCUAAGAUCAUCAGGAAACGGUUCUUCAGGCUUUUCAGCAGGAAGAAAAGACAAGUAGAGAUAAUGUGAAUGCUGUGAAUCCUGAAUGAUGCUGUUAACGCGGGUGCUUCUGGGAAUAUUUACUUUUCUCUGUUAUGUUUUUGCACAUUUGCGAUUUGAUUUUUACUAACAGCAGGAGACAAAAGUGUUGAGCUCAAACAAAUGAAUC